AAAGGAUAAUAAAUUUCGCAGUUGUAUAGAGAAUUUCGCUCUGGCCCUGAAUUUAUUUCUCUCGUAUAAAAAAAUUAAUUGGCACCCUGGUAACCAUAGCAACUAAUAAAUAGUAACCAUAGCAACCACAUUCCAAUAGCAACACCAUGUCCGACGCGGAGAAGAAAGCCCUUGAACUGAUGGCGGAGGCGGAGAAGAAAUUGGGGGGAGGAAAGUCGUUUUUAGGGGGGUUGUUUGGAUCCAGCGACAAGACCUCGGACGCGAUCGAGUGUUACCAGCGCGCCGCGAACAUGUUUAAAAUGGCGAAAAAGUGGGGUUCCGCGGGGGAGGCGUUCUCUAAAUCAGCGGAAUUGCACUUGAAAAAUGGCUCGAAACAUGACGCCGCGACGAAUUGGGUGGAUGCCGCGACGUGUUACAAGAAAACGGACACGAAGGAAGCCGUGACCUGCCUGAACCACUCUAUCGAUUUAUACCAAGAAAUGGGUCGCUUUUCCAUAGCAGCCAAGCAUAAUCAAACGAUCGCGGAAAUAUUGGAGUCCGACGGGGACCUCGCGCAAUCCAUAAUUUAUUUCGAAAAGGCCGCGGACAUGUUCAAGGGCGAGGAGAGCAACGCGGCCGCGAACAAGGCGCUCUUGAAGGUCGCCGCGCAUGCGGGCUUGAUGGAGGAUUAUACUAAAGCGACGAGGGUUUAUGAGGAGAUAGCAGCCUCCUCCCUGGAGUCCUCCCUCUUGAAAUACUCGGCAAAGGAGUAUUUCUUCCGAGCGUCGAUUUGUCACCUUUGCGUGGAUGUUCUGAACGCGAAACAGGCGCUGGAUCGCUAUGCCGACAUGUAUCCCGCGUUUCAGGACACCAGGGAGUUUAAGUUUGUGAGGUCCCUCACCAACGCGCUGGAGGAAGAAGAUAUCGACACGUUCACCGAGACGGUGCAGGAAUUCGACUCCAUCUCCCGUCUCGAGCAGUGGUACACCACUUUGCUCCUCCGAAUCAAGAAAACCAUGAACAACGACGGGGAGUUGUGCUAAAAAUUUUAUCGUUUCCAUAGCAACCGUGUGCUUUUUUUUAUUUUAUUAUUUUAAAAAACGUUAUUGGCGCAAGAAAAAAUAUAUCAAAAUAAAAACUAUAGCAACUAAUUAAACCACUGUCCCCAUAGAAACCGUGUCGAAUUUGUUGUUGUUGAGGAGGGGGCGUGGUUAUUUGUGAUUUGUGAUUUUUUCUUAAUUCUCGCUAUAGGAACUGGAAUUAAAGAUUUUUGCGUUGA
Messenger RNA from Folsomia candida, 1258 nucleotides. It is a transcript of the gene alphaSnap, whose product is annotated as alpha-soluble NSF attachment protein. Gene Ontology annotation, cellular component: SNARE complex; vacuolar membrane. The record is from RefSeq and is a predicted model, not a curated record. Gene Ontology annotation, molecular function: syntaxin binding; soluble NSF attachment protein activity. The transcript is spliced from 5 exons. Gene Ontology annotation, biological process: intracellular protein transport; SNARE complex disassembly. The coding region runs from base 147 to 1022 and encodes 291 amino acids. Lineage: Eukaryota; Metazoa; Arthropoda; Collembola; Entomobryomorpha; Isotomidae.